Molecule: messenger RNA, 2288 nt
Organism: Dromaius novaehollandiae (emu)
Lineage: Eukaryota; Metazoa; Chordata; Aves; Casuariiformes; Dromaiidae
Gene: TYW3
Product: tRNA-yW synthesizing protein 3 homolog
Exons: 6
Coding region: 40-1020 (326 amino acids)
Source: RefSeq, a predicted model, not a curated record
CGGGCCGCCGCCGCGGGCCCUCCCCGGGGCAAAGCGCCGAUGCCGGUCCCGGCUGAACCCCGGUGCUCCCACCCCGCGGGGCCGAGCGGGGGUGCGGCGGGGGCGGGCAGUCCCGGGGGAGCGCAGGCCGCUGCCCGGUGGCUCCUUGCGGCCCCACGCGCGCUCAGCGCCGGGGUUGCCGGUGCGGCCCCUGUCCCGGGAGACGUCGGCCCCGGGGACGCGUCCCGCGCUGCUGCAGCGCCUCAGGGCCGCGGCGAGGAGCCACGGGCUCUGCCCACUGCGGCGGCAGCGGUGCCGGGACGCGGCGCCGUCAUGCGCGUGAUCCAGAGGCUCCAAAAACAAACACGUCCUGUGUGGAACACCCCGGUACGCGGUAGCGUAGAAGGUCGCUGGCGUCAGCAGCGUUCAGUGGACACUAACAGAUAUGAGGUCCAGAAGAAAAACUGCUCGUGGCUUAUGGUAUCACACGAAAUGUGUAGCAAAGAUGAUGUGAUGACUGCACUAGAGAAAGCCACUGGUGACACUGUGCUCAAGUUCGAACCAUUUGUUCUUCAUGUGCUGUGUCAAGAGCUGCAAGAUGCACAACUUCUGCAUUCCGUAGCUAUUAAUUCUGGGUUCAGGAACUCUGGUAUUACAGUUGGCAGAAGAGGAAAAAUUAUGAUGGCUGUGCGGAGCACUCAUUGCUUAGAAGUUCCAUUGAGCCGCAUGGGGAAAUUGAUGGUCUCUGAAGAAUAUAUCGAAUUUCUGAUACACACAGCUAAUCGAAAAAUGGAAGAGAACAUGAGGAGGAUUGACAGGUUCUACAAUUGCUUACAGUUAGCUUUGAAAACUGCCCUCAGUGCAAACAACUCACCUUCUGAGGAGAGAGAAAAGAAUCACUGUGUGUACGUUCACAGAAGAAAGAGAAAGACCAUUCAAAAACAUGGUGUGUGCACCUCUCCAAAGGAUCACGAUGAAGAAUUAGAACAUGAGGAUGACCCAAAAAGCAAUGUUGAUAUUUUUGGUGAAAUUAUGAUAUAGACUAAGGCAUUUGAAAGCACAUGGUAAAGUGAACAAUCGUACUGCUCUUCGUAAGAGAUAUAGAUACUGCUCUGUUCUAAGUAGUUCUGAGUAGUAUCACUCAUGGACAUUUACUUGAAGAAAGGAAUUAAACAACAUUGUGACUGAGUUUAAUGCCACAGAAGCACCGACAACAAAACUUUAGAACAUAUUUUUUUAAGAAAGAAUUUAUUUAUUUUAGUUUGUCACUUAUUACAGAAAUAACUGGCUUCCUACAGCCCUUGGCCACAUUCUGUAUGGACAUUCUCUGUGGAAGCAAUCCCCUUUCAAAUGCUGGUUUUAGCCCUUCUAAUUUUUGCAAAGGAGGGAAGCUCUGGGAACUGAGUUACCUUGAAGAUUUUUCUCUCUGUAGGAACUCUGCAAAACAACGUGCAGCAAUGCAAAUGACCCUUUCCCAACAACGCAGAGCCGUGCAUUAGUCAGCCAGAGUACAGUAUCUGGUAUGGAGAUUAGAACAGAAAAGUAAGCCUCAUGCACUGCUCUGUGCAGACUGUAACCAACAGGUUCCUUUCCUGCCUAUUGCACUGGGCAGCAAAGUUGACACUUGUUUUCCUGCACUUUGCUCUGUUUCAGGUUUUGGCCCCACUGUUGAUGUGUUCUGCUUCCCUUGGCUAGCAGCCAUUACGUGUCAUUUUUCUUUGCGUCUUCUAGCCAACACCGUAUGCUGAUAGUUCGUUAGCUCACUUUGAUGUAUUUCUAUAUGGCCAGCACCCAACUCCAACUCCAACUGUCAAGCAAAAAUUCAACUGUAAGUGCAGAGCAACAGGUUUUCCUAGCAGGCUAUAAAUCACUGACAUACAACAAAUGUUAAAUAUAAAAUAGUGCAAUAAUUUGUAUAUUCCUACAUUGUACCACUGAAAAAGUUGCUCAAAACUGGUAGUUUAUUGGGGGGGAGGGGUGAAUUUGUAAACCUUUGCAACAAUGAACUCUCAGCCCCUACUUCUGUGAUUCAGUGGUUGCUAACACUACAUCACAACACUGACUGAAGGAAAUGGUUUAUUUGGUAUAGUAACUCCUAGUUUGCACAGUUAGGGAGCUGUCAUUGUUUCCAUUACAUGUACCUGCAUCUUGGGGGUAUUUUAAUUCCACUGUAAAAAUUUGGCAUACUAGGUGGCAGCCAAAGGGAAAAGUAAUUGGGGGCUUUAAAUAGAUUGUGGAAGACAUGUUAGGCAUGUUUCCAGUAGCAGGCACGCCAAGAAAAAUAAACUUGUGCCUUUGUGUGUUGCUUA